Messenger RNA from Hyposmocoma kahamanoa, 4113 nucleotides. RefSeq lists its product as uncharacterized. Gene Ontology annotation, molecular function: metal ion binding. The transcript has 6 exons. The record is from RefSeq and is a predicted model, not a curated record. Lineage: Eukaryota; Metazoa; Arthropoda; Insecta; Lepidoptera; Cosmopterigidae. Bases 1 to 2769 code for a protein of 922 amino acids.
AUGGCUUGUGUUGAGAAUAUUCCGCUAGCAAACGGUGAUUCAGAGAUGGAGGAGGGCGAGAUAGUUGAUGAUGUAGACGAUCUGUCGGAUAUAUCAUCGGAGGAAGAGUUUUUGCUUCGGGAAAGAUUGCAAGUUCUAGAGAAUUACAACAACGUCCUUGAACGGAAGAAGGCGAAAAGGUCGUUUAAUGGGUCAGGUAAGCAAAGAGACAACCAUCUUGACUUAUCAGAAGUAUCUGUGCUGGAUUUAGAUGACAGUUUUAUGCAUACUAGUGUUAUACACAAACCUGAAAUAAACAAUCAAAAACAUAAAACAUAUCACAAACAUAAAAGAAGAGAUGAAUUAAAAACUCAUACUAUGUUUAGAAACAAAGACACACACAAGAAGAAGUCUCAUCGCAAGAAAAGGAUUGAACUUAAAGUUAUUAGUGAGUCUAGUGAUGAGUCUGAUGAUGAAUAUAGAAAUAAAAGACGAAAACUAGCUGAUGCUGUUGUAGUGCGUAAACAAAAGCACAACGAUCAGUCAUCAUUGCAAGAUAGAAUACAAAAAAUGUUACACGGAACUAUAGAAAAAAAAUGGGACAUUGGUAUAGAAAAUGAUACUGUGGUUCAACCCUUCAAACCCGCUCUUAAAGUAGAUAAAGAAACGGAAACAGAUAUGCACCCUAUUAUAGAAGACAUCCAUUCUGUGCCACAAUAUCCUACUAAAAAUAUAGCUUUAAAUGUUCCUGAUAAAAUGCUUAAUCAAGAAUCGCAAAAAGAUGGUGACGUAAACCAAGAUUUACAAAAUGAUAAGGAGAAUCAUCAAACAUCUGAAUGUAUUAUCAUAAGCACUGAUGAUGAUGAUACUCAACAUAAUAAUAAUGAUGAUGCUUUGUUAAAAAAUGAUCACUGUCAGGAAACACAAGAUGUUACUGAUUCGAUUACCAAAGAAAAGUGUGAUGAAACAACUGAGAAAGAUAAGGCUUUAGAUUCAGACGAAGAUUUAGAAUUGUUGAGACAGCAUGCUUUAAAAACCAAAGCAGCUAAAACAAAACCAAUUGAAUCAAUCCUAGAACCUGAAAAAAUGAUCUCUGAAGAUGAAGACAGUGAUACAGCUGAGUUAAGAAUCAUAUGCUUAAAGUCAGCAGUAUUAAAGAAAGCGAUGGAAAUUAAAAGAAAACAGAAGUUGAGAAAGAGACUGUCGCAGUCUACCUUACAGGAUGACUUAUUAAAUGAUCAAGAACUGAUGAGUAAAAUUGAAUCAAAUAAUAAUACUGAUAUUGAGUCUGUGGAUAUGGAUAUUGGAUCCGACGGCGAAGAAAAAACAAAAGACGCUCCUAAUGAUAACAUACAACGUAAAGAACCAGCUGUUGUAGGAAAUGGGGUCAUAGGAAACGGCAUCGCCGUAAAUCACGAUGCAGAAGAUGAGUUAGACGAAGACGAGGACUUGUUACGAGCAAAGUUACUAACAUCUUUGAGCAAAAAUUUGCCAAAUCUAGUGGACCCAAAGGUAGUUGACAGCAUCAAUGAUGGUAAAGAAAAUAAAACUGCAGAAAAGUUAGCGCCAACAACUAAACCAUCAGUAAAGUUACCUGAAAAUAGAAUUGUUAUUAACUUGGGCGAAUCUGAUUCUGAAGGUGAACACGAAGCUACUAAGAAUCUUACAAAAAUGCAUAUGAAAUUAUCCGAGCAGAUUGAUUUCCAGGAGAAAUUGGAUAUGUUCUUGAAAUCGACUAGAAUGGAAGUUGAAAAAAGUAACUUACCAGAUGUAGUACAGGAGCCAGCUUUACCGAAAACACCUCAAAAAUUUGUCGCCAAGACUGUUAAUCACUUGCCGAAAUCUGAGCAAAUCGAAUAUAGGAACUUGGUUAAAAGAAUGGCCGAACUAGAAAAAAUAAAAGCAGCUAGGCAAUCAUCAAUAAAUCAGACAACCAAGACCCAAACCAAAGAAACUUUGAAGCCUAGAAAUGUAACUUUGGAUCCUACGAAACUUAUAGCAAUUAAUAAUAAUUUGGAAGAACAAAUUGCGAUGUCAAGGAAAAAUAUAGCAGAAGAAUCAGCGAAAAUGUUAAAACUAAAAGACGAGGCUACCAAAUUGUCUCAUAGAUACAAAAUAGUGGCCACAGAAUUGAAAAACAUUAGCACAGCAAUAACGCUGAACAAGAAAGAACAGCGGACUGUUCAAAGUCGGCUGUCAAGAAUCAGGAUCCAGCAUCAAAAAUUGCUAAAUGGCACAACUCCCAAACAUUCCAAAGGAAAUGGUCAACUUCCUGCUAUCAAUAGACCAACUAAUAAAACUGCUUCCACAAACAAGAUGCAAAAAGAGAAUGAGCCAUCUAAAGAGGAACUGAAACCUUCAAUCUUUCAAUCUAUGAAAGUAAAUGUUGUUAACGAUUUGAGAGAAGAAACCAUUGUACCUAAUCCUAGAUUGUCAGUUCAAGUAGAUGUUAGCAGUAAUUUGAAAACAGUUAAAAUAAGCAAUGAAAGAUUUGGGGACGCCCAGCAAAAUUCAUUAGAAGAUAUGAUCUCUUCAGAGAUUGUAAAAGAAAACGAAGCUAGUCUUCCAGUAGUUGAAAAGGGUGGAGGGAGUGGAAGGAACAGCGGAGAAAUAACAACCCAAAGAACUGACAGGAGAAUGGAAUUCGACGAUUACGAAUCCCCUCUCCAAGCUUUAGGCAAUGCAACCUGGGAGGCUGACCCGAACGCGAUCCUCUGCCCGUUCGAAGUCUGCGGCAAUUGCAAGGAUCCCGAUUGCAAAUUCUUGCAUCCCAAAGCCUCCACACAUUAAUACUGUACAAUUACACUCCACAUUCACACAAACGUAUACUCCGAACAAGCUUUUUAUAUUUCUUCCAUCUUCCUGACUCCUUCGACAGCGAAUGGACAACGACGAUGUGUAAAGUAUAUUAUACAGCUUCAUAUUUAAUUCAUUGUCAUGCAUGUUAUAAAUAAUUGUAUUUUCAAGCACUUGGCCUUGCUUUUACAUGAAUUCAAACAAUGUACUUACAAGUACUGAACACCUGUCCUUUGUUAUCGUAGCGUGAUAAAAUGAAUAUGAAUUCCAUUAUCAUCGACGGUAUCAAGCUUCGUUUACGUUUAAAACUUUACUAUUUUAAAUUUUAUUAGUAGAUCUAAGGGGUGACCGGAGAUCAUGAAGUUAUUUAUCCCAAUAUUAUUUAUAACCAGAAAUACAGACGAAAUGUAAUUUGUUUGAAAGCUAUUAUGCCAAAUCAUUACGGUGACAACUGCGCUCCGAUUGGGCGGCCCGAAUUCGAAACAAUUGACGGGUGUCGUCAAUAGUUUCACUUUAAAUCGACCAGUUUAACUUGAACUUUGCUGUAAUGGACGAAAAUUGAAAAUAUUUAAUUAAAUCAUUAUCUAUCGGUAAUGAAGUGAACUUAUUUGGGUAAAAUUGAAACCAAGAAGCCAUCAAAACUAUAACGAUUGGGUGUCAAAAGCGACAUUUCGAACGGUGAUACUUCACCAUCACCAUGUGUGAUAAGUUAUCGCACUUGGUGAUGAUAACAUGUGUGACAAAGUAUUUGCCUUGCCUAUUCGACAAAUACAGCAAACACCAAACAGUUCACACUAUGUUCAUAUUAAUUAUUUUAACUCUUUAGUUGGCGUAUGUGUAGAUGGUCAUAUUUGUCAAUGUCUGUCUGUAGUACGUCAAAUAUUUUUCCAAGUACAUCAAACACCCAAUGGAGAUUUAGUAUGUAAAGUGUCUUCAAUAAUAGACAAUUAUUUACUUAGAAUAAAAACAAUAGUAUCAUAACGAACGCCUCGCAAAUACAGAAUAUUCCAUUCAGUUUAAGGACUUUCAAAUAGUUGGUUUGGAGAUCCGCGGUCACCCCUGGGUUAUUAAUUUUGUUUUAAAGUUAAAGUCUAACAUGUUGAUAAUAUGCGGUUUUAGUUGGCGUCUGGCAAUGACAGCCGUCGCGCCUGCGGAUGUGGUAAGUGUCUUAGGUAUAAUUGUGCACUAGUAGUGGUUUCAACUCGCUGUACCUACUUCGUGACUACGAACUCUAGAGGCUGCGACCACGCAUCGACAAUGGUAAAGUUGCGGUCAAAACUAGUUUAAGACUUUUUUUAUUACUUAAUUUUCAAAACAUUGUCUAUUGUGUAAAAAACU